AGUCUUUUUCAAAAGCUAAAUUUUGGCGUUGCAGAUGCAACCUGGCUAGAAAUUAAGAGUUGCAAGUCAUGUUCUUGGUUUUUAUUUGUUGGGAAAUAUAUUAAUUCAUGUUAGGCUCCCAAUGCCUACUAACCAUAUAGGCGAAAGGGGGCCAAAAAAAUAGGCCUUUUCUUUUUUCUUUUAACCGCGAGCGAGGACUCCCCUCUGAGGCGAAGGCUUCCCUCUGAGACGACUCCCUGUCCGCCCUUCCUUUUUUUUGUCCGAACCCGUCACUGGAUUCACUUCUUUUCUGUUGUCCUGUCCGUUGCUGUCGUCGUUCGCUUCCGUUUCGGGUUGCGACCGGAGGCGCCCUUGGUUUGGUCUCGGAAGAAAACUUAGCCUCGCCGUAUCGUCUUCUCAGAUACAUCACCUCAGCAUUGUAGUGUUUGGCGCAAAUAAAUUUGGUUAGUUUUCUGUUGUGGCUCUCCUUGCUGGAGUAGUUGGAGGUACAUGGCUUCCACUACAAGAUGGUUCUCUUUGUUUCUUGAGUCAACUUUUUGGCGUGUGAUGGUUAUUCUCAGCCACGCCCAAACUGGAGUGUGAAUGUUGUUAAUGAUGCCCUAAAAGAAAGAACCAUGGAACAUGAAUUUGAGAAGAGAUUUCCAGCUGAUCCUAAAGAUUACAAAUUGUAUGAGGAAGUUGGAGAAGGUGUCAGUGCCACCGUGUACAGGGCUCUCUGUAUUCCGCUUAACAAAAUAGUUGCUAUCAAGGUUCUUGACCUUGUGAAGUGCAAUAAUGACCUGGAUGGAAUAAGGCGUGAAGUACAAACUAUGAGCUUGAUCAAUCAUCCAAAUGUCCUACGUGCUCAUUGCUCUUUCACAGCAGAGAACGACCUAUGGGUUGUGAUGCCUUACAUGGCUGGUGGAUCUGCCCUUCAUAUAAUGAAUUCUGCUUAUCCAGAAGGUUUUGAGGAGUCAGUUAUUGCAACUCUUCUACGCGAAGUUCUUAAAGCCCUUGUUUAUCUCCAUUCUCAUGGGCAUAUCCACAGAGAUGUGAAGGCCGGGAAUAUCUUAAUCGAUGCUAAUGGAGCUGUUAAGCUUGCAGACUUUGGUGUCUCAGCAUGCAUGUUUGAUACUGGAGAUCGGCAACGGUCAAGAAAUACAUUUGUGGGGACUCCUUGCUGGAUGGCUCCUGAAGUAAUGCAGCAGCUACAUGGAUAUGAUUUUAAAGCAGAUAUUUGGUCAUUUGGCAUAACUGCACUAGAACUUGCCCAUGGCCAUGCUCCAUUUUCCAAGUAUCCUCCAAUAAAGGUGUUGCUUAUGACCUUACAAAAUGCACCUCCAGGUCUUGACUAUGUUAGGGACAAAAGAUUCUCAAAGUCUUUCAAAGAGAUGGUAGCUACCUGCUUAGUGAAGGAUCCGAAGAAGCGUCCCACUUCAGAAAAGCUUUUGAAGCAUCCUUUCUUCAAACAUGCUCAUUCAAAUGAAUAUCUUGCACGGACUAUUCUUGAUGGCCUGUCUCCACUUGCUGAUCAUUGUAGGGAACUGAAGGGAAAAGAGGCCAAUUUUCUCCAACAGAAUAAGCUUGUAUGUGGUGAUAAGGAGCAACUGUCACAGAAAGAGUACAUACGUGGAAUCAGCGCUUGGAACUUCAAUCUGGAGGACUUAAAAACUCAGGCUGCUCUUAUUGAGUCUUCAGAUGACAUAGUCAGCUCAGAAGAUGUAGAUAAUAAACACAAGCUUAAGGAUGGCUUUGAUGGUGUCGAUUUUUCACAAGAGGUUCUGUCAUCUGAAAGGGUUAACCAUUCUAGCACCACAAGUUCUAGGGAGGGCGGACUAGCAGAUCUUCAAGAUUUGGACGGUCCAUUUGCUUCCGCAUUUCCUAUUCGUCCUCUUCAGGAAUUCAAAGUUUAUUUUGAUGUUUGCGAGGACGAUACCAGUGCUACCAGUCCUGAUUGGAAGAGGCAGUCAAAUUCAGAGUCCAUACUCCCUUUGCAGCAGUCAUUACUGGCAGAAGAUGUCAAAUUUCACAAGCAUAAUGGUGAAAUUAUGGAAAGAAGUAGUUCUGUACCUGCAAAUAUCAACAUUCUUGGACACCAGAAAUUCUCAAGUGGUUCCCUUUUACCAGAGCAUGUUCUUUCUCCUUAUAGAAACAAUACUGCGGAGAGUGACAGGGAUGAUUUACAGCGGAAAUUUCAGCCUGAAAGGAACCAUAGUGGUCCCCUGUUACACUGUCAAUUCAAAGAUCCACAUAAAGUAUCUGCAUUGUCUCAUGAGGAAUCAUCAGAAGGAAAAGUUGUCCAACAUAAGGGGCGGUUCAAGGUUACAUCUGCUGAUGCUGGUCCCAAGUUUUCAGGGAAGGAGCGGGAGGGGGGUAGCAAUGAUAACAUACACCUAAUUUCUAAUUACUGAUUCACGAAUCAUGAUGGGUCAUUUACUUGCCUCAAUUAAGUUGAUGUUAAAUAAGUUUGGUAGCACCUUUAUUCUCACUUUCUAGCAAAGUGCAGCAUAAAUGGAUCAAAUGGGAUGGACUUGAUCAAGAUCGGGAUGCUACAAGUAUAACUAAGUAUCGAGCUUAUAUUACAAGUGGAGGACCAAGGAAGAAUGGGUUAUUUUAUUAAAGAUUUGAAAGAAUCUUUAAUAGGUACUAUGCCAGAAAAAAAUUCCAGACUGGAAACCGGGUCAAGGUUUGCCUUAUGGGACAGCUUGCUUCUGCAUACAUCCAAAAACAAAUUAAACACGUCAAAUUUCUUUAGUCUAGUAGAUAUAAUUGAUGUGUGUAUCAAAUUUUGUUGCUUUAAAAGUAGAGGACCUUGGAAUAGAACCAUGUUGCAGAAUAAUUUAUGGCUAUUCUCUGAAUUGUGUGGGGGACCUGAGAUAAUCUCACUGAAGGAAUAGCUUCUGCAGCCAGGACAUUCCUAUGGAAGUCCGACAGAGAUUAUUGAGGACAUCUGUUUGCAGUCCUUUCGAAAAAUGAACAAAUAAACUUUUGCUGGCUUUCAGUUUUGAUCAUAUACUGCAAAAAUAAAGUGGUUUCACUUAUUAUAUCAAGAUUUUGGGUGAGUAAAAAAAAUUUUGAGGCACUUGACAAGUCAUCUUGUAAACUUGUCAAUUGCUUUGGCUUUGGUUAUAUCAUUGUAUUUCUUUUAUUUUUUUUCUUCUUUGAGCAUUUUUCUGUUUGAACCUUUAAGAUGAGAAAAAAAA
Phoenix dactylifera (date palm) is the source of this 3182-nucleotide messenger RNA. Lineage: Eukaryota; Viridiplantae; Streptophyta; Magnoliopsida; Arecales; Arecaceae. The record is from RefSeq and is a predicted model, not a curated record.